Messenger RNA from Temnothorax curvispinosus, 517 nucleotides. RefSeq lists its product as uncharacterized. Lineage: Eukaryota; Metazoa; Arthropoda; Insecta; Hymenoptera; Formicidae. The annotation marks the transcript as partial. The record is from RefSeq and is a predicted model, not a curated record. The transcript is spliced from 4 exons.
UUACGAAAAUUGAUUGUUGAUGAAGAACUAAAAUUAAAACGUCUACAGACUGGUGAAAUAAGUGGAUAUCGUACAAGCCUUAAAAACAAAAAACGGGAUUAUAAAAUACUGGAAGCUCAAAGAGCUUUUGCAGCUGGCAGGCUAGAUCUUGAAUAUUUCUUACGUAUGUUUACUGACAGCUGCGAAAAUUUUAUUCUGACAGAUACAGUAGUUCCUAAAGAAGGUAUCAAUCACGAACCAAAUUCAAUAUUUGAUGAAGAAGGUACACCUGAAAAAACAAGAUUAGAGACAUUGUACGAUAAUGCCGAAAGUGAUACUCAAGUUGAUGCUCCAUUCCACAAAAAUACAAACAAACUAUUAAGUGCUAAUAAAGAAGGUAACAAUCAAGACAAAAAUUUAACAUCUGCUGAAGAAGGUACACCUGACUCAAGGAUAGUAUACGAUAAUGCCGAAAGUGAUAUUCAAGUUAACGCUCCAUUCCAGAAAAAUACAAACCAACUGUUAAGUGCUAAUAAAG